Messenger RNA from Linum trigynum, 2143 nucleotides. The record is from the annotation of a GenBank genome assembly. Lineage: Eukaryota; Viridiplantae; Streptophyta; Magnoliopsida; Malpighiales; Linaceae.
CCCUGGUGAACAGUAAAUCUGGAACAAAACUUAAUUGCCGCCCUACUUUUUCGUAUGCAUCAGUGUAGAUUGGUUGGGCUUUUAAUUAAUUAUAUUAUUAUUGCCUAUAUUGUGACUUGUAACGAGCAAAAAUGUUCUAUUGCAAUAAGAACCCCUUCCAUUGCAAUUUCUCCAAUAUAAUGCAAAAAAUAUAAAAAAAUCUCUAAACAUAUCUUUAUGAGGUUCCGCAUCAGAACCCCUUCCAUUGCAAUUUCUCUGGCUCCUGCGCAAAGGACGGAAAGACAGUUAGGUAAAAACAGGUAUGUUAAUUGAUAUGGACCAAGUAGUGAUGGCAAUUUCAACCCGCCCCGUGGGUAUUACCCGACCUGACCCGCGAUGGGGCGGGUAUUACCCGACACGUAGUAGCGUGGGGCGGGGCAUGGGUAUCUACUUCCGACCUGCUCUGCCCCGUCUCGCCCCAUUCUAGACUCAUUUUAUCUCAAUUUCUUACAAUUUCUAUACAUAUUUAUCCUAUUUUGACUUUUCUUCAACUAGUUAGAGUCGCUCUUUCAACUUGUUAGACUCAAUUACCCAUUCUAUUAUCACUAUUUUUCAUUCUUAAAAUGUUUUUCUCUUCGUUUUAUCGUAAAAAGUAAAAUUUAUUUGUAUUUUUUCCGAAUAACAAGUAAGAGUGGGUCGACCCGCCCCGCCCCGUACCCGCACGGGUUUUACCCGCCCCGCCCUGUAGUAGCGUGGGGCGGGACAUGGGAAUUGAGGUACCCGCCCCGCCCCAUUACCAUCACUGGGACCAGGGAAAGCAAACAAGGGAGAAUAGAGGAAGCUUUUAGUUCAUUUGUGCCAUGGAAAGUAAAAAAAAAAGAGAGAGGGGGCUUUAGUUUGUGGGCCCAGCUUCUAAAUUUUGUAAACUCUCGCGAGUAGGGAUGACAAUGGGUCGGGUUGGGCCGGGUUUGGUCAAACCCAAACCCAAAUCCAUGGGUUUAUCCGUGAAAAAAAUCCGGGGUAAACCUCACUGGGUUUGAAAAACUCAAACUCAACCCAACCCGCUGGGUAUCCGCGAGUUCAUGGUACCUAGGGGUGGCAGCCGGUCGGUUUUCGUUUAACUGAAAACCAAAAACUCGGUUAUCGGUUAAACCGAGCCACCCCCAGUAGUUGCCGACCACCAACCGUGGGGAAAAACCUAUUUUCUCUAAAAAAUAAACCCUAAAAAAUUAAUGAAAAAAAAACAAAAAAUUUCUACCUCUCAAUCCUUAUCUCCUCCUCUCUCCUUCCUUCCUCCACCAACCCACCAUACCACUUCUCUUCUCUCUCCUUCCUCCACCAUUUCACAAUUCACACCCACCAAACCACGUCUCCUUCUUUCUCCUUUCUCCAUGAAUGAACAAAUCUGCAGGGGGCGGGGUCACCGGGAAACCUAGCGCCGGCGCGGGAGAAGGACAAGGCGGGGCAGGGAGAACCGGAGAAGGCAGAGGAGUGGAUCUACCGCCACUGCUCCCUGUCGCUGCUGUCGGCUGGCUCGCGGCUGACGGAGAGAGGCGGGGUCGUCGGAGAAGGGAGAUGGGACGUCGGGGAGGGGUGGUGGUUGGCUGGGGGCUUCGUCGUCGAUUCCUCUUCUUCCCCCAUCUGAUUCUGGAUCUGACGCCGCCGCUCCCUGUCGCUGUUGUCGGCUAGCUCGCGACCGACAGAGGGAGGAAGGCGGGGUCGUCGGGGAGGGGAGAUGGGACGUCGGGGAGGGGUGGUGGUUGCUGGGGCUGGCUGCAAGUGACGGCUUGGGGAGACGAGAGGGAUAGAUAGGGCAGAAGGUUAGGGAUUUGGUCGUUUAUAUGAUUUGGGAUCGUUUCGGAGGAAAGGGGAAGGGGGUGUGUCGUCGUUUCAGAGGAAAGGGGAAGGGGGUCGGUUUUCCGGUUAACCGACGGUUUUCGUUGUCGGUUUCUCGGGUAGCCGACCCUCUUCCCCUUUCCUCAGACGACCGACCGUGGAAAGAUGGGGGCGGUUUUCGAUUAGCCGAAAACCUGUCGGUUCGGUCAUAACCGACCGGUUAACUGCUAACCGGAAACCGUUCUGCCACCGCUAAUGGUACCCACGGGUUUUGUCGUAAAAAAUUUACAAUAACAAGUUUCUAUCAAAAUUAAAGUCAAAUAUCAAU